UCUGUGUGGACUGAUUUGGACUCCGUCCAUGAUAUGUUCUACCUAUGUAUGUACAUAUUUGAUGUUUUAUUCUUUUAAUUCUUAAGUCCGUGCUUUUAUCACGUUGAAUCUCAUACAGCAGUAUAGUCUGCUUUGCAAUUACGUUGGAUUAUAAGGAGGUGUAUGACAAAUUUAAUAAUGGCGCAAGGUGGGCGAUUGGGUCUAUUGCGAACAACUAAUCUAUUGUUGAAAGAUAAUUGCAAUCAUCCCGUUAUAUUAUCUGGAAAGAGAUUAAGUUCAUGGUGGUCCCAUGUGGAAAUGGGGCCCCCAGAUGCAAUUCUGGGGGUCACGGAAGCCUACCGAAGAGAUGUAAACCCAAAAAAGAUAAAUUUAGGUGUUGGAGCUUACCGUGAUGAUAGUGGUAAGCCAUUUGUGCUUCCCUCCGUUAUUAAGGCUGAGCAGAGAAUCGGAGCAAAAGGAUUAGAUAAAGAAUACUCGCCAAUAUCUGGCAACAGUGAAUUUUGCAAGCAUAGUAUUCUUUUAGCACUUGGCGAGGAUAAUGUAGCUGUAAAAAAUGGUCUUACCGUCACUACGCAAGGAAUUUCAGGAACUGGUUCCCUUCGUAUUGGUACCGCUUUUCUGCAGAGUUUCUUUCCUGGUAAUAAGGAAUUGUAUUUACCUACACCUUCGUGGGGAAAUCAUGUUCCAAUCUGUAAGCACUCCGGGCUUUCCGUGAAUUCUUAUCGUUAUUACGAUCCUAAAACUUGUGGAUUGGAUUUUAAAGGGAUGUGUGAUGACAUACUUAAAAUCCCUGAAAAAUCCAUAAUAUUAUUGCACGCAUGUGCCCAUAAUCCUACCGGUGUAGAUCCUAAGCCAGAGCAGUGGGCUGAGUUGUCGGCACUGAUAAAGAAAAAAAACCUAUUCCCCUUCUUUGAUAUGGCCUAUCAAGGGUUUGCUACAGGUGAUGUUACAAGAGAUGCAUUUGCAGUUAGAUUAUUUGUUAAAGAAGGUCAUCAUAUUGCUUUAGCACAAUCUUAUGCAAAAAAUAUGGGACUGUAUGGUGAACGUGUGGGAGCCUUUUCUUUAGUAACAUCGAGUAAAGAUGAAGCAGAACGUACAAUGUCUCAGAUAAAGAUUUUAAUUAGGCCAAUGUAUUCAAAUCCUCCAAUUCAUGGAGCACGCAUCGUUAAUGAAAUAUUGGGUGACAAAGAAUUGAACCAAGAGUGGCUCAAAGAUGUGAAAACAAUGGCUGAUCGUAUUAUUUCAGUUCGUACUAAAUUACAAGAUAGCCUUAAAAAAAAUGGAAGUUUACGUAACUGGUCCCACAUUACAGAGCAAAUAGGAAUGUUUUGUUAUACAGGCCUGACACCACCUCAGGUUGCUGCUUUAACAAAGGACUUCAGUAUAUAUUUGACAAAAGAUGGUAGGAUAUCAAUGGCUGGCGUUUCGUCCAAGAAUGUAGAGUACUUGGCUUAUGCGAUACAUGAAGUUACAAAGUAAUUUGAGAAAACUUAAAAAGUUUAAAAGGUUAUGACGAAACCACUGUCUUGUGCUGUUUUCGCCGAGGUAAUCGCUGCGUGCUUUAGAUUAUUUAUAUUUUAUCUAGAAUGUACAUUUAUUUUUGCAUAUUACUUCUAUAAGCACUGCAGGCAGUGAUUUGUACAAAUCUAUUUCCAUUUUCUGUCAAGUUUACCCUAUACACCAUAAUGAACACUGUAGUUAUAUCUAUUACAUACAAAUGUUAAUAAUGAACUAUUUCAACUAGAAAAAAUGUGCAUUCAGUUGAAAAAAAAAUAAACCAGUCAAACAUGUUA
Orussus abietinus is the source of this 1793-nucleotide messenger RNA. It is a transcript of the gene Got2, whose product is annotated as aspartate aminotransferase, mitochondrial. Gene Ontology annotation, biological process: biosynthetic process; L-aspartate catabolic process. Gene Ontology annotation, cellular component: mitochondrion. The record is from RefSeq and is a predicted model, not a curated record. Gene Ontology annotation, molecular function: L-aspartate:2-oxoglutarate transaminase activity; pyridoxal phosphate binding. Bases 163 to 1479 code for a protein of 438 amino acids. Lineage: Eukaryota; Metazoa; Arthropoda; Insecta; Hymenoptera; Orussidae. The transcript has 8 exons.